Molecule: messenger RNA, 894 nt
Organism: Camellia sinensis
Lineage: Eukaryota; Viridiplantae; Streptophyta; Magnoliopsida; Ericales; Theaceae
Source: RefSeq, a predicted model, not a curated record
AUGACUUUUGAGGAAUUAAUUGUGUGUUUGGGGAUUGAGGAGGACAACCGCAAGUCUGAGAAGUGGGCUGUUGUUUUCGAGUCAAAUUUUGUUGGAAAUCCUAAAGAAUGUAGAAGUAUUCCAUUUGCUCAAUCCUCGAAAAACCUCGACAAGGACAAGACUCGCUGUUUCAAGUGCCUUGAUCGAUCAUUGGAGAUUGUUUUGAUCAAAACUUUUAAAGAAGUUGAAGGAAAGAACAUUGAUUACCUCUCUGGUUUGGUUGGGAAGAAGAUUGUGCCUGUCUUACUUGUCCAAGACUGUGUCGAUGACAACAACGCGAGCGAGAUUAUUGGGUGGCUAAACAAGAAGAAGCGGUGGUCUACAGUGUUUGUUUGUUUUGGCAUCGAGUAUUUUCUAUCGGGGGAUGAGAUUGAAGAGAUAGCUUAUGGGUUGGAGCUUUCUGGUGUUAAUUUUGUAUGGUUUGUGAGGUUUUCAAUGGGAGCAAAUACAAGUGUUGAGAAGGCAAUGCCUAGAGGGUUCAUUGAGAGGGUAGGAGAGAGAGGCAUGGUGGUGAAAGGCUGGGCUCCUCAACUGAAGAUUUUGCUGCACCCAAGCAUUGGUGGUUUUGUGAGUCACUGUGGAUGGAGCUCAGUGAUGGAGGGAAUGAAGUUUGGAAGUCCAAUCACAGCCAUACCAAUGCAUCUUGAUCAGCCUGUAAAUGCUAGGUUGGUGAAGGAGAUAGGGAUUGACAUGGAGGCUGUGAGGGACAAGAAUGGGUUGCUUGAUCGAAAAAAUGUGGCCGAGGUGAUUCAGAAAGUGGUGGUUGAAGAUGGUGGGGAGGCGGUGAGGAGCAAAGCAAGGGAGUUAAGUGAAACCCUAAGUAUCAAAUGGGAGGAGGAUAUUAAUCCUCAAUAA